AAGGGAAUCUCAGCCCGCCACCGCUCAGUCUCUCUUUCUCUCUCCUCGGUGCCAUCUGGCAGCUUCUUCUCCAAAUCCCCCAAACCCAAAUUCUCCACGAUCGAACAACCCCGCUCCCAAGAAUCCCAAGGAGCAAGCGAAAAUCGGGACAACAUGAGCUACUUGAAGAACUCGCGCUCCGCCCUUUCCCGGCUCCUCCUCCGCUACAGGCCCGACGGCCGGCCACCGGCGGCGCCGCCGUCGCGGGAAACGGCCGCUCGGCACUACUACGCCUCUCCGCGGCGCCCGGAGGCUAUCAUCCUCCACCGCGAGCCCGCCGCCUGUCUUCGCCCACCGCCGGCGCAUCCCCGGUGCUACUACUUCACCUCGUCGCGGCGCCCGGAUCCGGAGGUCAUCCACUUCGCCCGCCGCAGCCGCCGCGGGGCCAGGUGGUACCACGACCGGCGGAAGGUCACCGCGGCGGUUGUCGUCUCCUGCGGCGCGGCCGUCGCCGUCUACUUCGGCAACCUCGAGACCGUGCCCUACACCAACCGCACCCACUUCGUGCUCGUCUCGCCGCAGCUCGAGCGGCAGCUCGGCGAGUCCCAGUUCGCGGAUCUCAAGAAGGAGCUCGCCCCCAAGAUCCUGCCCCCGCUCCACCCGGACAGCGUCCGCGUCCGCCUCAUCGCCACGGAGAUCGUCCGCGCUCUCCAGCGCGGCCUCUCUGACCGCCGCAGCGAGGGCUUCGAUGACGCCUCUUACGGCGACAUCUCCUCCGACCUAGCCAUCAGGGGCCGCGACAUGGAUGCUGAAGACGUGAUGCCGCCCCGCGUCUCCGCUCCCCAGGACGCCAGCGCGGCUCGGCGGGACGACGAGCUUCUGGAUGACAGGUGGGUCAGUGAGAGCCGGAAACGGGGGAAGGAACGGGGAGCCAAGGCACAGACAAGGCAUCUCAAUGAGCUCAAUUGGGAGGUGAUUGUUGUCAACGACAAGAUCGUCAAUGCAAUGUGCUUGCCCGGUGGUAAGAUUGUUGUCUUCACUGGAUUGCUAGACAAUUUCAAGUCGGAUGCUGAGAUUGCCACAGUGCUUUCGCAUGAGAUUGGGCAUGCUAUCGCAAGGCACUUGCCAGAGAUGAUCACCAAGAACAUGUGGUUUACUAUCCUGCAGAUUAUCAUCCUACAGUUUAUUUACAUGCCAGACCUAAUUAAUGCAAUGUCGGCGUUACUCCUAAGAUUGCCCUUCUCACGAAGGAUGGAGAUAGAGGCAGACCACAUCGGACUGAUGCUUCUAGCUUCUGCUGGUUUCGAUCCACGAGUGGCCCCUAUGGUCUACGAGAAGCUCGGGAAAAUCUCAGGGAAUUCAUCCACAUUGAAAAGCUACCUCUCCACUCACCCUUCGAGUAAGAAACGAGCGGAGCUCUUGUCUCAGGCCAAGGUCAUGCAGGAGGCGAUGCAACUGUACAAAGAAGCUCGUGCGGGCCACGGCACCGAAGGUUUCCUCUAGUAGUUUCUAGUUUCAAACUCCCAUACAGGAUAGCUAGCCUGUAAGAGGAUCGUGUCCUGUAUGUGUAAGAUGUAUGUUCUGUGCCUUUGUUAUUGUCGGUUCUUGUGAGGCUGAAGCAGCCGCAUCUCUGAGAGUCGAGUCAGGGUAGGGUUAGCUGCUUCAUAUGUGAUUAGGGGUUUCGGGAAGAAAAAAAAUAUAGAUGAUCCAUUUCUGUCAAUAAAAUUUGCCCGGGAGCAGCUUUCAAUCCCAAAUUUCUUUGGUUUGGCUGU
Brachypodium distachyon (stiff brome) is the source of this 1751-nucleotide messenger RNA. Its product is annotated as beta-barrel assembly-enhancing protease. Gene Ontology annotation, molecular function: metalloendopeptidase activity. The coding region runs from base 154 to 1482 and encodes 442 amino acids. Gene Ontology annotation, cellular component: membrane. Lineage: Eukaryota; Viridiplantae; Streptophyta; Magnoliopsida; Poales; Poaceae. The transcript is spliced from 3 exons. The record is from RefSeq and is a predicted model, not a curated record.